This is a messenger RNA of Zasmidium cellare ATCC 36951, 999 nucleotides long. RefSeq lists its product as uncharacterized. The coding region runs from base 1 to 999 and encodes 332 amino acids. Gene Ontology annotation, cellular component: cytosol. The record is from RefSeq and is a predicted model, not a curated record. NCBI's taxonomy places the organism in Eukaryota, Fungi, Ascomycota, Dothideomycetes, Mycosphaerellales, Mycosphaerellaceae. Gene Ontology annotation, biological process: glycine biosynthetic process; L-threonine catabolic process. Gene Ontology annotation, molecular function: L-allo-threonine aldolase activity. The transcript has 3 exons.
AUGGACAACGCUAAAAGGGAAGCCGCAGAAGUCGCUUUCGAUCUUCGGAGUGAUGUCGUCACAGUACCAACAUCUUCCAUGCUCCAAGCAACUGCGAACGCAACAUAUGGGGACGAUGUUCAUCACGAGGAUGAGACCACUGAGUCCCUUCAGCGUGACAUGGCCGCGAUGACUGGUCAUGAAGCUGGCCUCUUCGUUCUUUCAGGUACAAUGGGUAACAGCUUAGCAUUGAGAUCUCUCCUUUCUCAGGCGCCGUACGCCGUCAUGGUCGACUCGAGUUCCAAUAUGCUGCUAUGGGAAAGUGGACAUCCAGUUGAACCAAGCAACGGGAAGUAUCUAGUCCUGGAAGAUAUCGUGAACAAAGUCAUACUUGACGAUGACAGCGUCACAGCAACCCCAACACGGGUCAUAUGCCUGGAGAAUCCAAUCCACGGCGUUGUGGUGCCGAGAAAAGAGGUUCAGAGGAUCAGCCAAUUCGCUCGAGCACAUGGCAUAAAGCUGCACAUGGACGGUGCCAGGUUGUUCGAUGCGGUGGUUGCAGGUGGUGGAACUCUGUCAGAGUAUGCAACCGAAUGCGAUACGGUCACAAUGUGCUUCUCAAAGGGGCUGGGAGCGCCUGUUGGGAGCAUGCUAGUAGGACGCGAUAGUACAAUUCGACAAGCUCGAAGGCUUCGUCAAAGUAUCGGAGGUGGUAUUCAUCAGAUGGGCGUCUUGUCGUCGAUGGCACGAGUCGGUCUCGACGAGAUCUUCCUCGCCAAAGGACAUGACGGGAAGUCGAAGAUGGCGAAGAAUCACGAGUACGCUCGACGUAUCGCAGAACUCUGGAUUCAGUCAGGUGGAAAGAUCUCGAAGCCGGUUGAAACCUGUAUGGUAUUCCUUGACCUUGAAGCAGCCUCGUUGCCUCGAGGAGAACUUAUCACACUUGCAUCGGAGCACGGCCUCAAGAUCAUGAGCGAGCGAUUGGUUGUCCAUCAUCGUAAGUGUUGUUUUCCAUUGUAA